Molecule: messenger RNA, 2173 nt
Organism: Limanda limanda (common dab)
Lineage: Eukaryota; Metazoa; Chordata; Actinopteri; Pleuronectiformes; Pleuronectidae
Gene: rnf214
Product: ring finger protein 214
Exons: 6
Coding region: 183-1967 (594 amino acids)
Molecular function (GO): ubiquitin-protein transferase activity
Source: RefSeq, a predicted model, not a curated record
CGACGCACCAACACUUCUGCACAGGGCGGAAGCCGCAGCAGCGACAGUGAGCUGAAUAAAGUUAGUUUUUAUUUGUCAUAAGUUUUCUUAGAGACUCAGUGAGAAUCCGAAGCGGCGCAGGACACGGAACGGGAUCCAAACUUCAAGUGGCACCUUUGUGUCUCUGCUAGCAUCUUGUUAGCAUGGAUGCUAGCAUGGAUGUUAGCGGGGAAUCGGUGAGAAUGAACCCGGGAGAAGAGGUCCAGCUCCGGGCACAGGAGGAGGAGGAAGAUGGGGAGUGGGAGGAGCUGGAUGACGAGGAGCUGGAGGAGCUGGAGGAUCUGAAGGAUCGUGAGGAGUUCAUGAAGGAGCUAGCGAACAUCUCGGUGAAACACGUGCUGAGGAGGGUUCAGGCCGUGCAGACGGACGCCACCACAGGAGAGUCGGGCGUCAACACGGAGCCCGACUGGGAGAGGCAGGUGUCGGCCAUGUUGGAUUACAGCGUCAGCCUGUCGGAGGAGUACGGCGGUCUGAAGAGGAAGCAGGGCGAGGAGGAGGCGGAGCAAGACAAACACAAACAACAACUGCAGAAGAAGAAGGAGGAGGCGGCACGGCAGCACCAGGCUGUGAUGGACAAACUGGAGUCAGUGCGAGUCAAACUGCAGCUGAACAACUCCAAGGCCAUCAGGAAGAACUUCUUAUCCAAAAAACAAGAGAUGACGUCAGAGAAGGACCGAGCGGAGGAGGAGAAGAAGAGGUUGGCCAACGAGCUGCAGGAGAGCGAGCGGAAGCUGGCUGCGCUCACAGAGGAGCAGGAGGAGGAGCAGAGGAGGUGGCAGGAGGAGCUGGAGGAGCUGAGGCAGGAGAUGGAGCGCGUGAGGACGGAGGCGCAGGAGGCGGAGCUACAGGCCCUAAAGGACGAGAAAGCCGCCGUGGAGAAGCAGAGGGACGCCGCCAUAACUCACAUCGACGUCUGGCUGAAGGAGCUCGGUCAGUACCUGAACGCCGUGAGGGCGGAGUCUCCUCAGCAGUAUCACCACGAGAGGCUGAAGUGGGAGAAGAAGGAGGCGGCGGUGAGGAGGAGUCAGGCCGAGCUGCAGAGCCGCUUCCAGGAAGUGAUGCAGCAGCUGCAGCAGGGGCGAGAACCCGGGACCCUCACCAAGGUCACGGUCCCCCCGCUGCCCCCGGUGCCCACGGUGGAGCUGAGGAUCAAUCAGCUGAUCCAGUCACUGGUCCAGCCGCAGUUUGGCCCCUCCCACCCUCCUCCCAUUCCAGUGGUCCGACCUUUCCCCCCCCCGCAUUACUACCAGGACCAGUACCAGCCCCCUUUCCGACCGCCGUACCGCCAGCACUACCCGCCCCCCCGACACUUCCCGCCACCCGACCCCUACUUCCGUCCCGAACACUUCUUCCAACCGCCGCCGCCGUUCCCGCCGCACAUCCGAGCGCCGCUGAGGGUGACGCCCCCUCUCAGUCUUUCCCCCUCCCCUCCUGUUUACCCUGUGGCUCCCUCGCCGCCUCCCGCCGCCGCCACUCAGUCAGCAGGCUCCGCCCCCGCUGGCAAACUGGACAAAGUCCUGGAGAAGCUGGGGACUCGCUUCCCACAAUGCAACAAGGCUCAGCUGACGCAGCUGCUGCAGCAGGUGAAGAGCGCCCGCGGCACGCUGGCCGGCAUGUCCAUGGAGGAGGUCAUCGAGCAGGUCGGCGUGAAGCUGGCCCAGAACGAGAGGGCGGCGCCGGGACCCAUCGGCCGGCCCGUGCCCCUCGGCCCCAUCCAGAGGCCGCCGCCCUCUCCGCAGAGAGCCAGGUCGGCGUCGGGCGGGGGUCCGAGUGCCGGGGUCCGUAAGAUGUGCCUGAUGUGCCAGAACGCCGUGGAGCCCGAGAGCCGCCACCCGCUGAGCUGCUCGCACGCCAUCCACAAGGACUGCAUCCGCAUGUGGCUGCAGUCCAGCAAGAACAACUCGUGUCCCUUCUGUCCCGGCAAGUGACCCCGUGACCUCGUGACCCUGUGACCCCGUGACCUCACAGAGCCCGAGCAUGCUAACGCCACCGCGUCGAGAUACGAUCACACGCUGAAACACUUUGUUCUUAUGUCACCGAACUAAUGCUGAACAUUGAUUUGAUUAUCCGUAUAUGAUUAAGUCAUAAAUGAUAAUGUGACUGUAAAUGAAAGUUUUCUGUAUGAUAAUUUUUU